CAAUUCUUCAUCAUCAUUAAUUGAUUUUUAUCUUCAAUUGCUUCAAUGAUUCAAACUAUGGAUGUUCAUGAAGAUCAAGAUUUGGAUGGGUUACCAAAUGUACCAUCAUCAAGAUACCGAAACUCGGAUGUUCAUGAUGCCAAUAUUGAAGAUGGUAAUUCGGCUAAUUGGAUUGGAAAAGACUUUGAUGAUCAAGAUUAUGGAGAAGAUUCAGAAGAAUAUUAUAUAGAUGAAACACUGGCAUGGAAUGUUAUACCAAGUGAUGAAUCAAACCAAGAAAAGGAGCCACAAGAACAACAACCUUCAAAAAAACGAAAAUUUGCAACCCCACAAAAACGAAGACAACCAAAAAAACCAACACAAACAAAAAAAUCACCACCACCACAAAAACGAACACAAGAAAAAUACCCAACAAAACCAAAACCCAAAAACAAAACAAAAAAAAAGACUCAAAAAGAGUUAAGGGAUCGGAUUAACCUAACUAGACGAGGUGAGGGUAGAGAUAAUUGUACCGCUCCUGUUUGGAAAUACUUCGAGAUAGAAUGGAUAAAGGAGGACGAUGGAAUUGAAAGAAAGUGGGCCGAAUGUAAUUAUUGUUUACAUUUACUAGCUGCGGAUCCAAACCGGAAUGGGACAACUUCAAUAAAUAAGCAUUUUAAUGGGUGCAAGUUAUAUCUAGACAACAUACCGAAAGAAGUUGAUGACAAACAACAAAAGUUGUCAUUUACGAAAGCUCCUAAUGGUGAGGGUCAUGUAUACAUAUGGAAACAUGAUGAUACUAGGAUCCAACUUGCCUUGCCAGGCCUUUUCACCAUCGGCGAACUACCAUUUAAAUUAAUUGAAAACGAGGCAUUCAUAGAAUUUGUGAACGCCCUCAAUGGUAGGGUGAAAUUGCCUUCAAGGCAUAAAAUUUCUCGUGAUGUUGUGUCAUUCUAUUUAAUGGAGAGGCAGAAGUUGUACAAACAUUUGAGCAACCCCAAAACAGCCAUCCACUUGACAACCGACACGUGGACAUCCUCGUGUCAAAAGAUAAAUUAUAUGGUUGUCACGACCCACUUCAUUACCGAAGAUUUUGUCAUGCACAAAAGGGUAGUCAACUUUAGAGAGGUUGAUACUCACAAAGCUGAAGACAUGGCCCGGGAGUUGCUAAUUUGCAUAAACCAGUGGGGGAUGAAGAAUGUCAUGACGAUGACCGUUGAUAAUGCCAAGACAAAUGACGCGGCAAUCAACAUCAUUGUGAAAGAACUACCGGGUAUUUACGAGAUUGGAAAACAUUUUCACAUUAGGUGUAUGGCUCAUAUCAUAAACCUAGUUGUGAAAAUGGGGUUAAAACACGAAGUUUAUCAUAUCCAAUGUUUUCAGAAAACUGUGGGAAGGGUACCAUCACAUUCAGAUUUUGAGAUGAUUAAAAAGAUGAUGGAGUUCCUUGAGAAGUUUAAGAAGAAAACUGAAAAAGUUUCGUGUUCAACAAAGCCUAUCUUCCAUACGUAUACCCGGGAGAUCCUAGAUAUAGAGCAACAUCUUAGGAAACAUGAAACCAACCUGGAUUUUAUGUUUAUGGUACCAGAUAUGAAAGAUAAAUAUGACAAAUAUUGA
Molecule: messenger RNA, 1596 nt
Organism: Lactuca saligna
Lineage: Eukaryota; Viridiplantae; Streptophyta; Magnoliopsida; Asterales; Asteraceae
Source: the annotation of a GenBank genome assembly